Molecule: messenger RNA, 912 nt
Organism: Phaeodactylum tricornutum CCAP 1055/1
Lineage: Eukaryota; Bacillariophyta; Bacillariophyceae; Surirellales; Neidiaceae
Exons: 2
Molecular function (GO): protein binding
Source: RefSeq, a predicted model, not a curated record
GGAUCUUUGCCUUCAGAGAUUGGACGUCUUACUAAACUCGAAAACUUUAUCAUAAAAAACGAGCGUGGCUUAUCAGGAACCUUACCGUCCACGAUUGGUAACAUUAUUUCUUUAAAGCAGCUGGGCCUUUACUAUAACGCCCUUACAGGAACAAUUCCGGUGGAUCUAUUCCGGGCAACAAAUCUCCGAUACGUUAAUCUCGAACAUAACAAGCUGAAGGGUACACUCCCAAGACAAGUUGAACUCCUAAAGCGUCUGGAAACAUUGGUCAUCUCCAAUAACAACUUUGAAGGAGAGCUUCCUUGGGAAGGUCUGGUAACCAAUCCGAUCAAAUACGUGAGUUUCAGCGAAAACGAAUUUUCUGGAUCUUUGCCUAAGCUUAGUGGUUUCCCCGACUUGCGCUUUCUCUAUAUGGAAGGAAAUCGCUUCACAGGGACUGUUCCAGCAGCGAUCGCAGAUUCUACCAAUCUCAAAUCAGUCAAUUUGGACCGAAACAGUUUCUCCGGUACUGUGCCGUCUUGGAUUGGACAUUUGAGCCAUCUUGAGUACAUUUCCAUGCAGUCGAAUCUUCUAAGUGGGCCGCUCCCUCAUGAGAUAUUUGAUAUGACUUCUUUGAUCACAUUAAGUCUGUCCUCAAACAAGAUCUCUGGAACACUUCCUGAUUUGGAAAGACUGAAUUCGCUCAGAUUUCUCUACCUUCACCAGAAUGCUCUGACUGGAUCGCUCGUGGGUCCUUUGCCGAGCACCCUUUGUGAGAUGAAGAAGCUUGAAGCAUUAUUUCUGGAUGAUAACGAAUUUUCUGGAGAGAUUCCUGCGUGCAUUGGUGGUCUGAGCAGCCUUCAGCAGUUGUUUCUCUUCAAAAACAAAAUAGUAGGUCAAAUUCCGCCUGAACUCAGCUUGCUCAGACUUUUG